Molecule: messenger RNA, 2873 nt
Organism: Hypomesus transpacificus
Lineage: Eukaryota; Metazoa; Chordata; Actinopteri; Osmeriformes; Osmeridae
Gene: peds1b
Product: plasmanylethanolamine desaturase 1
Exons: 6
Coding region: 89-916 (275 amino acids)
Molecular function (GO): oxidoreductase activity
Source: RefSeq, a predicted model, not a curated record
CAAUGUAAUUUUCUGCUGCGAGAAGUUGACAUAUCAGUUUGGUUUCCUGAAUGUGAGUGGAGAUCGAAGGGGGUUGAACCUGUGUAUCAUGGCGAGUAUGGUAAGCGAAAACGGGUGUGGACAGAAACCACAAACCAUAAAAUCUGACGGACUGGACCGAGGUGCUCUACGCUGGGGCCCUCAACACGCAGGUGCCCGCGAACUUUCCAAUCUGUAUUCGCCAGGAAAAAGGUGUCAAGAAUGGGUAAGUGUGGUCCUCUGCUUGUCUCUUAUGGCCUUCAACCUCUUUCACCUCCUGGCUAACUUUCACCUGGGCCAUAUGUGGUACAUCCUCCUGGGAAUUGGGGCAGGCAUACUGACUGCAGAUUUUGCCUCUGGCCUAGUCCACUGGGGAGCUGAUACCUGGGGAUCUGUGGACCUUCCUAUCUUUGGAAAGGCCUUUAUCCGACCAUUUAGGGAGCACCAUAUCGACCCCACAGCCAUCACUCGCCAUGACUUUAUUGAGACAAAUGGUGACAACUGCAUGCUGACGCUGGUCCCUCUAGCAAACAUGGCCUUCAACUUCCUUACCCUUUCCCCUGCGGAGGUAUACCGUAUCUACCCCUGGUACUGCUAUUGGUUUUCCCUGGCCAUCUUUGUGACCUUGACCAACCAAAUUCACAAGUGGUCACAUACAUACUUUGGGCUGCCACGUUGGGUUGUGUUUCUACAGAACUGUCAUAUCAUUCUGCCACGUAAACACCACCGUGUCCAUCAUGUGUCCCCCCAUGAGACAUACUUCUGCAUUACCACAGGCUGGCUGAACUACCCACUAGAGAAGUUGGGCUUUUGGCGAAACCUCGAGGAUCUGAUCCAAGGUGUGACAGGAGAGAAACCCAGGGCUGAUGACCUCAAAUGGGCUCAUAAAACCAAGUAAUGGAAAAAGACGAGCUGCACCCUACCUCAAGAGACACAUGCCAUACUUGUCUUCUCUUUUUGUAGAACUUAAACUUAAAUCCAUGGUUUGAGAUGCCAUAACUUUAAGUCUUGCACAUUUUGUCUGGGUCUGUCAUCAGAAUAUAGAUAUAGGGAAUAUUUGUUUAGGUGUUUCUAACCUUACUGUGGAGAUCUGGGGUUGGCUGUGCUUUGAUACAUCAUCAUUGAAAGCACUACAACACUAACCUCUUUCUAACUCAACAACCAGCUCUAAUCUACACCAUUCUUGUAUGUCUAACUACAAUUUCCCCUUUCUAUGGGAUACAUUGGAAGACACUGUUCCCUGAAAGGUUCAAAGAUCUUAAUUAAUCUUACUAUAAUGCAACAUAAUUGAAAAUGUUUACUUUGUCCACAAAAAAUCACAAACAGAAAUACUUAAAGAAAGGCUUUUGGCAAUGUUUUUUAAUUUUACUUUCUUCAUAUCAACAAAAACAUUUUGAAGUGAAUAAGGUUGUGAGGAUACAAGCAUUUAUUAUACCUUUUUUGUCAUGACUUUUUACCCUUAAGUGCUGUCUUUAGACUCUUAAUUGGAAGCUAAUAGUUGUUUUAGGAUUCUCCAGGGUCCUGUGUCUCUCAAACCACCCUCCUUUUUUACUUGUUUGGAUGGACAUAGCUAUGACAUGCAGUUUUCUCAAGCAGCCUUAAUUAUCAUAGAUGUGAUGAAGUACAUUUGUGAGUCAUCUAGGGUGGUUUUCUACAAAGGAAACAAUGGUAGAACAGAACAUUCCCCUUUCAGAGAUAUUGCCAAUGAGAUAAGAAGUUAAAAAUAGAACUAAAUUGCCAAGCCUACGAGUGAAAAUGUAUGCCUUUGCUUUGGUAACCAGUACUUGUAAAUGUUUUGUACAGCAGAUAACUAUGCAGUGUGAUUGAAGGAGAACUUGAACCAUAUGUCUUAACUAGGAAUCUGAAUGAUUUGUUCAAUUGGCUAAGAUUCCUUCUUGUUCUUAAUGUGCCUGCCCUAUGUUUUGAAAAGAGGAAAUGGUGGAGUUAAUAAUAAUGAUAGUACUGAUUAUUUACUAUGGGGCAGGCAGGCAGGCAUGUACAUCAACACUGCAUGCCAAAACUCACACCUUUUACUCAAAUGAAAGGUCUUGAAAAUGUAUCUUACACUGGCUAGAGGGCAUGCAUACAGCAUGCUGGCUUGAACCGUCCAUGUGUCAUCCUUACUGUUUGUACGCAUCAGAAAGGGUCAAAAACAGUUUUGCUGCAUUCCAUUAGUGACUCCGUUUUGGGCUCAUUGUACUACUGGGCCCCCAAAACCCCUGCGAAAUAUAAUAAAUAAUUCAAAAUAUUCCUUAUAUUUAGUCAUUUAGUAGACGCUCUUUAGUGUGAACAGUCAGAAAUGUCUUUAUUACAAGGAAAACAUCUUUAUUACAAGGAAACUUGCUCAGUCGAUAAUGGUAGUUAUUUAAUUUAAAGCCAAAACAGCAUUUUAGACCUAAAACAUGGUUUGGUAUCCUAUCGUGAGGUAAUUGUUUUUCAGCUAUUGGACAACAGAACAUACUGCAUAAUGCUUGUUGUGAGGAUGUGUAGAAAAUUGCAGAAGUGGGUUUGUUGAGGCAAUUCUGAUAGAUUAAUUGAUUUGGAAAGUUAUACCACCUCAAAUUCCAAAGUCUGUAAUAUGAAUUUAUCUCAGUUUUCUGCCAUGAUUAAGACAAUUUCGCAAUGAAAUUGCUAAUUGGCUAUGGUCCAAGGAUGGCCUUUUUAAUAUGGUCUGUCCUUGUGGUGUUGAAUCCAAUAUCUUUUCUUGCACAUUUCUCAUUUAUUAUUUGUAGUUAUCUGUCAAAGAUUAAUACAGGAGUAUGUAUGUGGUAAAUUGAAUGUUUGGAAUUUGGUUUAUCUUGUCUUUGAAGUAAUACUGAUGGAAAGGUAAAUCAUAAAAUGGUCUAUAUAAAGUG